UAAUCUGGCUUGGUCGACGCGCUCGUAUCUGACUUCUAACAGUCUAAAACCUACAGUCGAACGAAUAUGUACCGAUGUGAUAGCAUAUAGUUUAUAUUGCUAGUGUAAUCUCGGUAUAUAUGGAUUAUUAAAAAACUUUGUUGGUGACAACAGCAACACAAAAUAACAUUGAUCUCAUUAUUAUUAUUGCAAGUGAUAUAAAAUAAGAAAUGCAUCAAUCAUAGCCUUGUCUGUUGAUUACGAUAAAAGCUAAAUAUCACGUCAAGUGCUCAGUAAAUGAACAAAUAAAUCUGUCGUUUAAAUUUGAAAUACGAAAAUAUUUUCUAAUAUCAUUAGUGAUUAUCAAGCACAUUAAACAAAUCACAUUGAAGGAAUUCAGUGUAUCACGAUGAUCUUUACUUACGUGGCAUUUCUACUUUUAUUUUUUGGAACUUAUAAUGUUCACGGACUUAUAAAACCGCAACAUGACAAAGUUGUUGUUUGUUACGUCGCGUCUUGGGCAGCCUAUAGACCAGGAAAUGGUGCAUUUUCCUUAGAAAAUCUUCAUUCAGGACACUGCACUCAUUUAAUUUAUGCAUUUGCUGGUAUAAAUGCCUCAAAUUGGACAAUUAAAAGCCUUGAUCCUUGGGCAGAUAUGGAGAAAAAUGGAAUUGGCAACUAUAGAAAGAUGACGGCGCUUCGUAAGCAAGGUUUAAAAGUGUCACUCGGUAUCGGCGGAUGGAACGAAGGUAGCAUAAACUAUUCAACGAUGGCUUCAUCAUCGGAUCAUAGAAAAACUUUUAUCGCAAGCACCGUUGAGUUUCUCAGAACAUACGAAUUCGAUGGACUUGAUCUCGAUUGGGAAUUUCCUGGAAAUCGCGGGGGUGCAUUGCAUGAUAAACAAAAUUUUGUCAACCUUGUAAAGGAACUGCGAAAUACCUUUAGAGAGCAUCGCUUCUUGCUGACGGCAGCGAUAAGUGCGAACAAAGACAUUAUUGAUAAGGGGUACAACAUCUCUGAAAUUUCCAAAUACCUCGAUUACAUUCAUGUCAUGGCAUACGAUUAUCACGGAGCGUGGAAUAAGCAGGUUCUUCCAAAUACACCGUUGCGAAGCAAGGAUCAAUUAAGUGUGGAAGAUACUAUUACGUAUUUGUUACAACAAGGAGCGCCAGCCGAGAAAUUGGUCUUAGGACUGGCGAUGUACGGAAGAACUUUUGUUCUUACAACUGUGCCAGAAACACCAAAAAUAAAUCCAAUUGGUCUGCCCAGUCUAGAUACUGGAUUCAAAGGACCAUACACAUCCGAAAAUGGUUUUAUGGGAUUUAAUGAGAUUUGUGAAGCGUUGAUAUUGUAUCCGCAAGAAUGGACAACUGGAUGGGAUAAUUACAGCAGCACAGCUUACGCGAUUAAAAAAGACCAUGUUGUGGUUUACGAUGAUCGCAAAGCAAUUAUGAUCAAGGUGGAAUACGUAAAAAAACAAAAACUGGCGGGUGUUAUGGUAUGGAGCAUUGACACGGACGACUUUCAAGGGAAAUGUUCAUUGCUAAAUGAUGACAUGGCUUUGCUCGAUGGACACGAUUAUCCUCUAAUGAAAUCCAUUAAUGCAGUUUUGGCAAAUAACACGAUACCAUCCGAAGAGAAAAAUGAGCUAAACUCGUCAUCUAUGCAAUUAUCCUCAAGCAUCGUAUUUGCGCUUUCAAUCACGAUGAUUAUUUUUUCCUUUACGUAAAUCUAUCUUAAUUAUCAAUGAAUAUGAAUUAUGAAUGAAUUGAUAACAUAUUUAAUAAUUACAAAAAGCAUUAUGAAUGUGCUGACGCUCGCGUUCCUUUUAUCGAUAUUUCUUAUUGUUACGUCAUUUAUUUAGUCUGCGAUAUGAUAUAAUAUUGCGUGUGUUUGGGCGUGUCUGUGUAUUAAUUUGUUAUACAUGAAACAAAAGAAAUGAUGCUUAUUUUACAAAAAUAUAUAUAUAGGUAUAUAAACAAUUA
Messenger RNA from Nylanderia fulva, 1964 nucleotides. Its product is annotated as putative chitinase 2. Lineage: Eukaryota; Metazoa; Arthropoda; Insecta; Hymenoptera; Formicidae. Gene Ontology annotation, biological process: carbohydrate metabolic process; chitin catabolic process. Gene Ontology annotation, molecular function: chitin binding; chitinase activity. Gene Ontology annotation, cellular component: extracellular region. The record is from RefSeq and is a predicted model, not a curated record.